This is a messenger RNA of Epinephelus moara (kelp grouper), 7072 nucleotides long. It is a transcript of the gene diras1a, whose product is annotated as DIRAS family, GTP-binding RAS-like 1a. Gene Ontology annotation, biological process: signal transduction. Gene Ontology annotation, cellular component: plasma membrane. The coding region runs from base 312 to 911 and encodes 199 amino acids. Gene Ontology annotation, molecular function: GTP binding; GTPase activity; GDP binding. The record is from RefSeq and is a predicted model, not a curated record. The transcript has 4 exons. NCBI's taxonomy places the organism in Eukaryota, Metazoa, Chordata, Actinopteri, Perciformes, Serranidae.
CUUGUUUUUGCCGGCGGAGCGGAGGAAGGAGGUGAUGGUGAUGGAGGGAGGAGGAGGAAGAGGAGGGCUGAUGUGUGCUGAUCAGCAGCAGCAGGUCUGAUGAUGAUGAUGAUGAUGAUGGUGAUGAUGAUGAUGAUGAUGGUGAUGAUGAUGAUGAUGAUGAUGCUGUGAGUCAGAGAGCGGAGGGUUCAGGAUGCUCACAGCCGCUCCGGAGUAGACAAACCCCGCACACGGACAGAGCGAGGAGCCGCCGGAGGAGACACGCACACAGGUCAGCUAUCCAGAGCAGCAGGUGGACUCCAACUCCUACAAUGCCGGAGCAGAGUAACGACUACCGGGUGGUGGUGUUCGGAGCUGGUGGGGUGGGAAAGAGCUCACUGGUCCUUCGGUUUGUCAAAGGUACCUUUAGAGACAUCUACAUCCCCACGGUGGAGGACACAUACAGACAGGUGAUCAGCUGUGAUAAGAGCGUCUGCACGCUGCAGAUCACUGACACAACAGGAAGUCACCAGUUUCCCGCCAUGCAGCGUCUUUCCAUCUCCAAGGGCCACGCCUUCAUCCUGGUCUUCUCCAUCACCAGCCGCCAGUCACUGGAGGAGCUCAAACCCAUUUACCAACAGGUCCUGGCUAUCAAGGGCACUGUGGAAUCCAUUCCCAUCAUGCUCGUGGGCAACAAAAGUGACGAGACAGCCCAGCGUGAAGUGGAGACAAAGGAGGCCGAGGCUCAGGCUGCCGCCUGGAAGUGUGCCUUCAUGGAGACAUCGGCCAAGACGAACUCCAACGUGAAGGAACUGUUCCAGGAGCUGCUGUCCCUGGAGAAGAAGAGGGACAUGAGCCUGAGCAUCGACGGCAAGCGCUCGGGCAAACAGAAACGCGCCGACAAGCUGAAGGGAAAGUGCAGUAUUAUGUAGAGCGAGCGGCGGGGGACUCACUGUAGAGAUGAGGAAACAGCAGAGGAGGCAGGAGGGGGGAGGGAAAGAGACUCCCCCUCCCAUCUUUCCCCAGCUCUGCAUCACAGAGGAUGGGUCUUCUUCUUUGGUGGCUCUCGUCCUCCGUCUGUCUGAACACUGAAGCCCAGAGGAACAAAACGAUAAGACCGACUGAUAAUGUAAACUUUAUUUAUACCAGGGCCUCGGGCUCCUCCUAGCCCUGAACUGGAUCGUAUUCGUGGCCCCAAAAAAACAUAUACAGACCCAUCUAACUGCUGCCACCAUUAGCCAUCACACAAAUGUUAUUAUCAAGGAAUACUCCACUGAUUCUCCUGUGAAAGUUAGAGCUGAUUUUCGGCCGAGCCAUGAAGGCAACUUGUAUUUAUAGAAGCAAAGAAAAAGAGUAAAUUUUUCUGUUCAGAUUUGAGCCCUGUUUGUUUCAGCACUUCCUACAAUACCCAGGAUUCAUAGCAAACUCUGAAAGGAAGUUAAAGUUUUUCCCAGGUCUGACAGACUCAAACUCAGCCAGUGCCCGAGUCUUUAAAGGAAAACUUUGCUGUUUUUCAACCAGCUCUGUGUUAUUGCAUUGUGUGCAGAUAAACUGCUUCCCUCCUCGCAACAAGGACCCAAAAAUCCCCGCCGAGCCGCUGGCACAAGUCUGUUAGCCAAAACCUUUGGUCAGCGAUGAGUUUUCACCACAUGUUGGUUGUGUGUGUCAAACAGAUACAAUAUGGCUGAAAAACAGUGAAGUAUUCCUCGAUCUAAUAAGAGUGACAUUUCCAUUAUGACUCUGUUCUUGGUGGUUGUAACCACCAAGAACAGGAUGUUUCCUGCCGUCAUUAGAGGAACGUCUACGUCCAAGCUAACGGCCUUUACCCUCCACAUAAACACAGUACAGGUGGUCUAAUGAGAAAACAGCAGACACUCUUUAAACAUCAGGAAACUCCUGAAGGCUUCGGUGAUUUCCACAAGCACAAGCUGACCUUUCACUCUGUGUUCAUCUCUUUCAGACUCACUGUCACACAGCAUCCGUUAGCAUGACCGAGUAGCUGCUGAUGGAGCAGCUGAGCGAACUGUGCAUAUGGUUUAAAGGAACAGUACAACACUUUGACAAUCAGCUCCAGAGUCAGCUGUUUCAGCUGCCAUAUCAUUUUAUCUCUGUGUGUCCAGGACAGAACAACUUAGCUUAGCUCCAUAAAAACAAACAAAAAAAUUCACUGGAAAAAAAAUCAGAUUUACACAAUGUCAUUAAAGCCAUCCCUGAAUUUUCGCCUGAAUUAAUAUUGAAAAGGUCUUUUUAAAAAAGGUAUACAUUUAUGAGAGGCUCUUGUAUAUCAGUAAAGUCCUCUGCUGGGGAACCAGACAGAUCUGCACGAUCAUGUUUUAUUUUCUCUGGAACAUACAUCUGGUGUAUAGUUGCAAAGCUGACACUGACACAGCAGGCACCACCAGGAGUGGAGCCUGCGGCUUAAUUUGACUCAACUCGGGAACCCUCAGCCGGCCCUGACACAGAAGGAUUGACAGAUUGAUAGCUCUGUCUGGACUCUGUGGGUGGUGGUGCAUGGCCGUCAUUAGUUGGUGGAGCGAUUCGUCUGCUUAAUUCCAAUAAUGAACGAGACUGUGACAUGCUAAUCAGCUAUGUGGUCUUGUGCAGCCGGCGUUCAACUUCUUAGAGGGACAAGUGGCGUUCAACCACACGAGACUGAGCACUAACAGGUCUGUGAUGCCCUGAGAUGUCUGAGGCUGCACGCGCACCACACUGAGUGGUCUACCCUUCACCGCGAGGCACGGGUACCUGCUGAACCCCACUGUGAUGUGUUUCCAGGUGUUGGAGUUGUACUGCAUUUGUUUCAAGUCAUUAUGAAGCCUUUAGUGUCUCCACAGAGAGCUGUGUGAAGUCUGAUAAAAGUCCUCAGGUGAUGUCACUCGAGUCAGUGUUGGUUAAAGACUAGAGCUGGGCGUUAGAAAGAAGUGAUCUUACCAGACGUCUAAACUCUGCUGCAGGAUACUUUAGCUGCUACUAGCCUAACACACCACAAUCCACCACACAGCUAUCAGAGGAAGAGUUGCAUUAUGGGUAAUGUAGGCAGUGCCUUGUCAUCUGUCCAGCGGCCCAUUAGGAAAACCUCAAUAAGCCUGGUACCAAACAAACACCCAUUACUCCUAAACGACACUCCCCCUGCAGGCAGACAGAGUCAUGAGCUGCAGUCCUCGUAAUGUUUCUCUUUCCCCCGGUCGACUGGGAGCAUCUGUGUGUACGACUGUCGGCACGGCGGAUGUGCUCAAACAUGCUGCUCCUCAGCUGUGACACAAGUUCUCUCAUCAGUUGUCAGAAGCUUCAGUUCAGUUCUGCAGCACAAAGCUUUCUCUUUUCCAUGCAGGUCAGACUCGGAGCUGUCGGCCGAGUUUUUCUUUUUUUUGAUGGAGCUAGGACAGUUCAGGACUCCACCAGCAAACUGGAUCACAGAGGUGGUGAUUGCUGCUCUCCAUGGCCUUCGCUGAUGUAGUGCCACUGCUGGUGUUCCCUGCAGCUCAAUAAGAUGAUAUUUCAUAUUAAUAUUACACCCUUUUUGUGCUGAAUCUUCUGCAGAAUCAAAGCAAAGGAGGAUUUCUAAGUGUUGGACUGUUCCUUUUACUAAACAGGAGAGAGGACUGAACAUUGUGUGAGCAGCCGCUGUAUAUUUGAAAUGCCUUUCGUCCCACUUUACUUGACAGUUUGUUAUAUUCUCUGAACAUAAGUGAGCUUAAAAGUUAACGAAGCACAAACACAACAAACUCAAGUCGGAAAGCAACGAGCCCAUGAGCACACCUCGUUCAUCCUGCAGAACAUCUGUUCAGUUAUUAUUCACCCGUCAGUGAGUCCAUGCUCAUCACAUUUAUGCACCUUUGAAAAAUGCUCCAUGUGUUUUUUUUUCACUGUAAAAAGUGUUUUGACAUGUUUUGUGAGUGAGGCGUCGCCACGUCCGACCUGUUGCAUCACUCAGCUGCAGCAAUAUUAAAAAUGCCCACACUUUGUACGUAGGGGGCGCCGGGGCUUUCUGAAUUCUAACCUGAACUUCAUUUAGUUUAGUUUCAUAAGUGUGAGAUUUAAAGGAACUAUGUCGCUCUCCUGCAGAGCUGUGUUGUGCUUUGUUUUAGGGAUCCAGACUUUUUUGACUGUCGUCGCCAGAGAGAUUAGACCAAAUGCCUAAAUGCCAAAAGCCUCUUAUUUCCUACACAAAAAACAACAUCAGUUUCUUUUAACCAUGAGCUCCCUGUUUCCCCAAAUGUACGAAUAAUUUUGUUCCAUAUUGUAAUAAGGGACUGUUCCUUACUUUUGAGAGGGGAGGAGGUCGUGCAAAAAGGGGGAGGCAUGUGAAAUAGUAGGCAUACAAAUGUAAGUUCUUUUUAUUUUGAUUGAUUUAACCGCUGAUUUAAAAACAAACAAACUUUGAAAGAAAACAUUCCUUUAAAAAUCACCAAAAUGACAUUUAUCAGCCAGAAACUGUAAAAACAGAAAUUAUUGUUGGAUUUUCAAAUUCAUGUGUCAUUAGACACAUCAUGUGCAAUAAACACUUCUGUCAGAUGAAAAACAUAAUCAAGUCUGAUCUUAAAAUAGUGGUAUUUCAUCAAAAUCACUUAAAAAAUAAACCUUUUGCAUGACAAGAGCAAAAAACUGAGGCUUUUUCCAACUUUUGUCUUCAAAUUUAACUUUCAAACAUCAAAGGGUAAGUUUUAGAAAUCUAACAACUCAUUUAUGGUGCAGGGAGGGUCAUGGGUUUUCCUCCAGUCACUCAGGGAGGGUCAAGGAAAACAUUUGUAGCUUCAGGGAGGGUAAAAAAGACCCCUUCAAACAAACAAACAAACAAACAAACAAACAAACAAACAAGGAAGUUGCACCCCAGCCACCCUCCUCCUCUGAUAAGUAAAGAACAGUGCCUAAUGAACAGUUUUGUAAUGGUCCUUUAUGCUUUCAUGUCAUUCAGAGAUCUGCGCUGUCAUAUAAAUUAAUAUUAUAAAUAUAACAUAAUUUCUAUCAAGUUUCCUUUUGUGUAAUUUGAUGCCAGUCAUGGGCAAAGAACACAAAGGCUGAAGUUAGUUAAGUUUGUAAGCUGUUGUUUAUUUGCACAGAAAUGUCCUUGAUGAAAAACUGCUCCAUUUAUAACAAUGAUCGCAACUUUAUUUCCAUAGCAGCUUUCAAAACAAAUGAAAACAUAAGAACCAAAAUGUAAAAUAUCAAACAAGAUAAAAUAAUUUAAACAAUUGCAACAAAUCAGUCAGUAAAGAAAAAUUGAGAAGAUAAAAGUGGGUUUUAAAAAGAGAUUUAAAUGGCAGGUAACCAGUGAAGGGUCAGUGUGAUGGUCUCGCCUCUUAAUAAUAAAAAGUUAUUAAAUUAAAUUCUCUUGAAUAAAGUGCUUUGUGAGUGUGGACACAUAAAACAUGGAUGAAUCUUUUCUAGAUCUACAAAUGGCCCACAGUGGCAUUUUGUCCCUGUAGCAAUGAAAAUUGAUGCAUGAUUUGCCCCGUAGUAAAUAAGAGGGGGCCCAGAAUAGACCCCUGGGGGACCCCACAAAAGAUUCAUUACUCAUGUAGGCUAUUAUUUGAAAAUGUUUUUCUUAUAAACUGUAUGUUAAACUGUGGAUUUGCUACCAAGUGAAAUCCCAGAGGAAAAUUAUGUUGAUCACAACAAACAGUCUUUUCUUUGUCUCAUCAGAACUAAAUCAGCUUCAUAUUUGGAGAUGACUAAAUUCUGAUCCGAUUUCCCCAAGGAGAAAUAAGGAGCAAAAGAAUAAAUCAGCAGGAGCUCUUGUGCUGAGCUCAGUCUUCUCAGAGGUUUCUCAACUCUGAUGACAGAUCAAAUACAGAGUUGAGACUUGAAUCUGAUCGCUGAGACAAAUUUCUGAAAUACUGCAGUGCAAUUAAGAUUUCUUUUGGAUCUUACUGUUUUGUCGAGCUGAUAAUUUCAGAUGGAUAAAGAGGACUGCAGUCAGAGAGGAAAAAGAUUAGGAUCAGGCUGAGACAAGAGGAAGGCUGUUUCUCAGGAGCUAAAUGUAAGACGUAUGAGAAAAUGGUCCACAUGAUACAUUCAUGUUAUACUGAGCUCAGUUAUGUCGAGGAGAAACAGAGAUCUUAGUGUGAAUUUUUCCUUUCCUCUGGAGUGUCCUGUCUCAGUUCAGGUGAACACAGACACACCUGCAGAGCAGGAGUCGUGGCUGAGAACACAUCAAACACAUGCGUCAGGACUCGGUCGCUCCAGGAUUUCAAACUGAAACAUUUCUUUUGCUAGUUGGCACGGAGCGUCCUCAGAGAGCUGCUGUGAGUUGGUGGAGCUAACGUGUUCCUGGCUGACCAGCUUAGAAGAUGAACGAAUAAUCACACAACAGAAACAAAAGCAUCCAGUCACAUUGUCUUUUGACCAGUUUCUAAACAUUUGGUUAAAAUUUGCAUUAAAACAUUGGGCUGAAACUUGACUCAUGAGAAUCUGGCAGUGAGCUGCAGCCUCCGGACUGCAUUCAUUUAUACUGUGGGGCUGGAUGAAGCUCAGGUGUGUCCUGAUGAGGUAAUGAGUGACAGGUGUGCAGGGCAGGUGAGCUCAGGUGACUGACGAGGGUGGGAAAGAUCACAUUUUAAGAUUAAUUUACCUUUCCAGUUGCACUUUUUUGUAAAAGUUAUCCUCCCACAUUAUGAUUCAACAGGUUUGUAAUUCAGAUGAAGAACAUUUGAUAAUUUUAAUUUAUUAUAUGUCAUUUAUUUAAAUCAAACUUGAGGAUAUUUCAUUGGACAAAACCUCAGAAUCAGAAACCAGUGUGAUAAAAACAGCAGAGACACAUGGCUGAAGGUUGUUUUUAUCCUCCUCAGAUAUAUUUUGCCCAAAGUGUCGAGUCCCAGCGACGCUCUUUGUUCUGUGGCUUCACUUUUGUUUGGAGGAUCAAUGGAAGCAAGAGGGUGACUGAAUAAAAACAGCGCUGUUGUACAGAAAAUGUCUUUGUUUCUUUAAUACUCAGCUGAUGAAAACCUGUUCGACCAACAUUGUUAUAUUCACACAUUCCAGAUACAACUGAAAAUAAGUCCAUUCUUUCAUUUGCAAGUAAUAACAAAUGAAAGAAUUAAAAAAUAAUAAUAAUAUUAAUAAAAUGGCUUAAUCAAAGCUAAACACCUGGCUG